UCCGACACUAAGAGAGGCACCCCUACAUGGCUACAUCCCACGAACACUUCAACUAUAAAAGUUGAACAAGACAGCCUAAACUUGCCCUCUUUUAUUCUCUUCGCUCGAGCGAGGAAGGAUUCUGAGAGUGCAGCAAAUUCUGUUCUUUCUCUCUCAUUCACUGUCCCCCCUUUUUUUUUUUCAAAAGUUUGGGUUUUUACCUUUAAUUUUCCAUUAACAAUGGCGACGCAAGGUGGUAAUCAAACUCAUUCUAUGGACCCAGUAGUAUUAGACGACAUAAUAAGACGACUUUUGGAGGUUCGUCUUGCUCGUCCUGGUAAACAAGUUCAGUUAUCUGAAUCGGAGAUCCGACAACUUUGUCUUACUUCUCGUGAAGUUUUUCUUCAGCAGCCUAUUCUUCUUGAACUUCAUGCCCCAAUCAAGAUUUGCGGUGAUAUUCAUGGGCAGUAUAAUGAUUUGUUAAGGCUCUUUGAGUAUGGUGGUUUUCCUCCUCAAGCAAAUUAUCUAUUUCUGGGUGACUAUGUGGAUCGUGGCAGACAAAGUCUCGAGACAAUAUGUCUUCUGCUUGCCUACAAGAUCAAGUAUCCUGAGAACUUUUUUCUUCUUAGAGGAAAUCAUGAGUGUGCUUCCAUUAAUCGGAUUUAUGGAUUUUAUGAUGAAUGCAAGAGACGAUUUAACGUGAGACUUUGGAAGACCUUUACAGAUUGCUUCAAUUGUCUUCCUGUUGCUGCUAUAAUAGAUGAUAAAAUAUUGUGCAUGCAUGGUGGACUUUCUCCAGACUUGCAAAACAUGGACCAAAUUAGAAAUUUACCCCGUCCGACUGCAGUGCCUGAUACUGGUCUGCUUUGUGAUUUGCUUUGGGCAGAUCCUGGUCAUGAUGUGAAGGGAGGAUGGGAGAUGAAUGAUAGAGGAGUUUCAUACACCUUUAGUGCUGAAAAGGUGGCUGAGUUCUUGACAAAGCAUGAUUUAGACCUGGUCUGCCGUGCACAUCAGGUGGUAGAAGAUGGGUAUGAAUUUUUCGCAGAUCGGCAGUUGGUCACCAUAUUCUCUGCCCCAAACUACUGUGGUGAAUUUGAUAAUGCUGGAGCAUUGAUGAGUGUCGAUGAUAACCUGAUGUGCUCUUUUCAGAUUCUCAAGCCAGCAGAAAAGAAGAAUAAAUUUUUGAUGUCAACAAAAAUGUGAUUUAUGAAUCUUGCAUCAUAGAGUACCUUUGGUUUAAGAGUUGAUGGGUGAACUUGCAUGAAGUUGUGGGUAAGAGUUGAUGGCUAUCGGGUCAAGACUAGUUGUUACAUCUCCUUCAGCAACUGUGCUCGAUAAUUGAGGGUUCUGGCUCGUGAAGAUGCAGAUGUAAUGUGACGUAAAAAUAAUAGAUACCUACGUAGGCUUAACUCCGUGAUUAAUGAUGCCUAAACGGCGAUUCAUUUCUUGUACAUUUGUUAGCUCGUAGUUAUAUUCAUCUAUCCUUUUUUCCGUUUCUAUCCCUUUGAUAUGUUGCUACUAUUAUUGAAAACCUUGUGUAAUUCGAGUAGGUCAAUUCAGUGGUCCGGCAAAUUCACAAUUUCACACUAAUGUGCAAUGAGUAUAUUGAUGUUAGCUUGAUACGACUGCCAACUGUUCAGUGUUCUGCCCUUGAUUGCUGUUUAUCGAGGCAUUUAAGCCCAUGGCCUUUCGUAUGAAACCGAAUGUUGCAAGAGAUCGAGAGAAGAUUGGUUUAUGUGACAAUCAAUACGAAUUUCACCUAUAGGAUCUACCUGUUCCAGAUUCAUGAUCAAAAUUCAAAACUAUGAAUUGAACCAAAGCUACGAGCAAAUUGUUGGUAAA
Molecule: messenger RNA, 1821 nt
Organism: Amaranthus tricolor (Joseph's coat)
Lineage: Eukaryota; Viridiplantae; Streptophyta; Magnoliopsida; Caryophyllales; Amaranthaceae
Product: serine/threonine-protein phosphatase PP1 isozyme 4-like
Exons: 4
Coding region: 220-1182 (320 amino acids)
Cellular component (GO): nucleus; cytoplasm
Molecular function (GO): protein serine/threonine phosphatase activity
Source: RefSeq, a predicted model, not a curated record